Molecule: messenger RNA, 969 nt
Organism: Salvia hispanica
Lineage: Eukaryota; Viridiplantae; Streptophyta; Magnoliopsida; Lamiales; Lamiaceae
Gene: REV7
Product: DNA-binding HORMA family protein
Cellular component (GO): zeta DNA polymerase complex
Source: RefSeq, a predicted model, not a curated record
UCUGCCCGCGGUGUUCCGUCUUGAUUCUUUUAGAAUUAACUUAGCCCCCUUCAUCUUUGCUAAUUUCUUAAAAAUAAUGGUAUUUUUGUGAAUCCUAGAAACAAAACUCUCAUUUUCCAAUUUUCAGCAGCAAAGGGGAAAGGGGAUGAGCAUUCCAAAUGGAGGCCAGAGAUAACCAAACCCCACAAGGCGAAAUAGCUCGAAUUCUAGUUGAAUUCCUCGAGGUUGCCAUUACUUCAAUCGUUUUCCUCAAAGGAGUCUAUCCAACUGGGGCUUUUGAGCGGCGGCGGUACAUGAAUUUAGUAGUCCACAAAGCCAAGCAUCCUCAGCUAUAUGAUUAUAUUCACGUCGCUGUUAAUGGCCUCCUUCCUUUCCUCACGAAGGAUAUAAUUGAUCGAGUAGCUGUGGUUUUCCUGGAUGAUGAUGCUUUGCCGAUUGAGAGAUUUGUAUUCAAGCUUAAUGUUAAUCAGUCAUAUAGUUCAAAGGUGCAGCAAGCUGAUCUGGAGUUCUCUCUUAGGUCAUUCUUGAUUAAACUACCUCUUUCGGAACCUCUAACCAAGGUUCUGCCACCGAAUUGCAGGUGGGAAAUCACUGCUUACUUCCGCGGUCUGCCUCAAUCUAGCACCAGCAAAGAUGUAGAGACGUGGAUCCCAUCAGAUGCGAAACAGUGGCAGCAACCACCAGUGAUCACCCCAAUUAAGUCCAUGAGCAGUGAACCUCUUGGUGUGCAAGUUUACGCAGAAGACCCUAAUCCGUCUGUGUCAUAGGCUUGGUAGGUCAGAGUGGCUGUGGCUGUGGCUGGAGCUUGACCAUGACUCCACAUGGAGUGGUUCAGCGAAUUAUGGUCUCGUGUAAAUGUGCGUAACGCGAUAGUUUGAUAUCACUCUAUUGUGUGUAUAUUGACUUGGUAUGCCUCAAGGUUUCUAGCAUCUAAAUUAAUAGUGAUCGAAGUGAGCUUUUUGUGGAUAA